UCAGUCAUGUCGACUCUUCGUAUUAUGCCUCUAUAACCACUCCAUCUCUCUCUCUCUCUCUCCUCUUGUCCAUUAAGUAAUAUCACACGCAGACAAAAGGGGAAACGAAGGAAAUCAUGGGCAGCAUCUGCACUUCCAAAGAGGUCGACAGAGAGCUCCCCACGUUCCUUAGGGUUUACAAGGACGGCACGGUCGAGCGCCUCCCUAGUAAUGUCCGGCACUCCAUAUGUCCCGCCUUGCCUGGAGGACCCGAAGACAGGCGUCGCAUCCAAAGACAUCACCAUUCGCGAGGACCCUCUAAUCCGAGCAAGGCUCCAUCUCCCGAAACUCGAAACUGUUAAUGAGAAGCCUCAGAAGCUCCCCAUCUUGGUCUACUACCAUGGCGGCGGCUUCUGCAUUGGGUCCGCCUUCUCUCUCUUCGAGUAUCAGCACCUCACCACCCUUGUCGCGGAAGCCAAGAUACUUGCUGUCUCCAUCGAGUACAGGUUAGCUCCCGAAUGCCCUAUACCCGCCAUUUACGACGAUUGCUGGGAAGGCCUCCAGUGGGUGGCUUCACACUCGGCCGACGGUGGAGCCGCCGCUGCGAAAGAGCCGUGGCUGGCUGAUCACGGCGACUUCCAACGUGUCUCCGUCGCCGGCGAUAGUGCUGGAGCCAACAUUGCCCACAACGUCCUCAUGAGGGCCGGCUGCGACCCUCUACUUGGCGGCACAAAGAUAUCCGCCGCGUACCUGACCCACCCCUACUUCUGGGGCUCCGAACCUAUCGGGUCAGAGCCCAAGACGGGCCUCGACAAGGCGCUUUCGCAUGUGAUCUGGACUUUCCUGUACCCGACUGCGAAGGACGGGAUCGACAGCCCCAUGGUGAACCCGUUCGCGGCUGGGGCCCCGAGCCUGGCGGGCCUCGGGUGCGGGAGGCUGUUGGUGAGCGUGGCGGGGAAGGACCGGCUGAGGCAUAGAGGGUUGAAGUACUGCGAGGCGGUGAAGGAGAGUGGGUUCAAAGGAGAAGUGGAGGUGGUGGAGGUUGAAGGAGAAGAUCACGCUUUCCAUAUCGUGACUUUUGAGAAGGAGAGCGCCCAGGUCCUGAUCAAACGGCUGGCUGCUUUCCUUAACAAAAGUUGCUAAGUUUGUUUUGCUUCAUUUUUCGUUUGAUCUGUGAGAAUGUUCUUCUUGUGUGCUUUGUGAUCACCAGUUCUUGAAAAUGGAAACCUAAGCGUUGAUUUCGCUU
Messenger RNA from Rhodamnia argentea, 1225 nucleotides. Its product is annotated as 2-hydroxyisoflavanone dehydratase-like. Gene Ontology annotation, molecular function: hydrolase activity. Lineage: Eukaryota; Viridiplantae; Streptophyta; Magnoliopsida; Myrtales; Myrtaceae. The coding region runs from base 211 to 1122 and encodes 303 amino acids. The record is from RefSeq and is a predicted model, not a curated record. The transcript is spliced from 3 exons.